Molecule: messenger RNA, 970 nt
Organism: Betta splendens (Siamese fighting fish)
Lineage: Eukaryota; Metazoa; Chordata; Actinopteri; Anabantiformes; Osphronemidae
Exons: 3
Coding region: 1-891 (296 amino acids)
Biological process (GO): response to bacterium
Source: RefSeq, a predicted model, not a curated record
AUGGCAGCUUCUAGGAUUGUGUUCUAUCUAACAAGUCUUUUUGUGUGCAAAAUGGCCCAGAUGACUGACCUGAAAUCCUCAUCAUCAUUUCAACAGUGGAGUAGUUUUGUUUCUGUAAAAGUUGGUGACAAAGUGUCUUUGUUCUGUUUUUAUGAGGCUGGUUUUUCUCUAAGACUUUACUGGUUUAAACAACCUAUGGGACACAAACCACAGUUCAUGGCCACCUUCAAUCAAUAUGAUGAUGUGAAUCACGCUUUUUAUGAUGAAUUCAGGAACAAUCCACGUUACCUCUUGAAAAGUGAUAGUGGUAAAAAUCAUCUGACAAUUACAGAUGUCGAUAUUUCAGACUCAGCUACUUACUACUGUUUGAGCACCUAUUCAUACAGAGCUAAAAUUGUAAAUGUCACUACAGUCAGUGUAAAAGGUUCAGACUCCAACCUCACAGCUCUGGUGCAUCAGUCAGCAUCUGGGAGCAUCCAGCCAGGAGGCUCUGUGACACUGAACUGUAUAAUACAAACUGGGACCUGUGAUGGACAACACAGUGUUUACUGGUUCAAAAACUCUGGAGAAGCUCUUCCAGGACUCAUUUACAGUCACGGAGACAGAAAUGAUCAGUGUGAGAGGAAACCAGACAUACGAACACACACCUGUGUCUACAACCUGCCUCUACAAAGCCUGAAUGCUUCUGAUGCUGGGACCUACUACUGUGCCAUCGCUUUAUGUGGACACAUUGUGUUUGGAAAUGGAACCGAACUGGACCUUAAGUAUCAGGACUCUCAUCUGGUGAAUGUCUUGAGAAGUGCUUUAAUAUUUACCAGCCUCCUGAGUGUUUUAUUGGCUUUCUUAGUGUGCAAAGUGAUGAACAACCACCUUUGGGGUAAUAAACACUGACUCAAUCAAUAUCCCCUGUUUACUGAACCUCAUGACAUUGUAAUAUUGUUAUUUUGCAUUUCAGAGCCUCAUACGAUAC